CUUACUCUAAUAAUAUUUUUCGUGCACGUAAGCAGCCAAGAACAAAAUUCACUUUCAGUUUUAACACAGAGCCGUCGCAUGUUUGUAUUUCUUAUAGUUUCUCUUUGAAUUUAAACUUCUGCUUAAAUCGCAAUACAAUCACUGACCUCUGGCCAUGUUAUGAAAUAUUUAAAUAUCAACCAAUCAGAAGAAGGCAUUACGGUGUGAUAGGCUGCGUUAUCGAUUAAAAUCUACCUGCGGUAUACAGCGGGCACAGCGAUUGGAAUAGAAAAUAUUGCUAAACCAAACUGAAGUCAGUAGAAACCACUGAAAAUAAUGUAAACAUAGAAAUAAACAACCUACCUAAACUCCACACAAUCAUUUAAUUGCAACACACAAGUUCAGCGUUGGAGACAUGGCGUCACGUGGCCGACAGGAGACUUCCAAGUUGAUUGGGAACCUGGAGGAGCAGAUGGACAGACUAAUGUGUCAGCUCACUGACCUUGAGGAACUCAAGGAGGACCUGGAUGCGGAUGAAUACGAGGACACGAAACGCGAAACAAUAGAGCAGCUAAAGGAGUUCAAGGAGUCCCUGGACCGGAUGGUGGGAGGAGACAUCAGUCUGGUCGACGAGCUAAACAGCAUGCAGCUGGCCAUACAAGCAGCCAUUUCAGAGGCAUUCAAGACCCCUGAGGUGAUCAGAAUGUUUGCCAAGAAGCAGCCUGGGCAGCUGAGACAGAGACUCUCCGAGAUCAGUAGAGAUGAGAAGAUAGGCAAGAUUCCACACAGCCAGGCGGUGGGUCAGUCGGUGGAGAUCCUGACAGCACUCAAGAAGCUUGGAGAGACCCUCACACCCGAGGAGGAGGCGUAUCUACAGGCCAACUCCAGCACCAGUCUCCGGCAGUUUGAACAAGUCUCCAGCAACCUGGCUUCUGGAGACAAAGUGUUGGCGGUCGCAGGAAGUCAGGUGCAGCAAGCAAACAAGUGAUCAAGAUUUCAAGAUGUAACCUUUUAUAGCAUCAUUGGUUAGAAGCUUGGAACUUAGUUAUUGAUGUUUUACAUCAUCAUCGGUGAAAUCAAUUAUUCAAGUUUGAUAAUUGCCAUAACAAUAUUCUGACAAUUAUGCAAUAAAUCACUCACACAGGAACUUAUUAUUAUUUUUAUAAUAUUUUUCAAUGAAAGUAUAUUGAUGCAUGCUUUCUUACCGCUUUCUUAAUGUAAUUCAGGUAAUAAAUUGGUUUUCAGCUUUGUCUUGAAUGGAAAAUAUUCUGAGUAGACCUUAGCCCUAAUAAAUUUAAUAUUUACCCAUUUAUGCAUUUUGCUUUCUGACAAAUGCUUUUAUUUUCUUCUCUACUCUAGUAUUUAUAUAACUGAAUAACAUGUUUGUCCUGCAUAAAUCAUUACAAAUUUACUUACAUACAUAUUUUCAUUUAAGUGCCCUUACACUGCUUUACAAAAAAAUAAAAUAUUCCACUAUUAAAAUGAAUUCAUGUUAAAUUAUAGGUGAAAACCAUUAUGCUAAUGAGCUUGUCAUUACAGCAAAGAAUAUAUUGUAUUCAUGAAAAUUAGGUUAGUGAUAUCGUUAUUUAUUCUAGUGUUGUUUAUAUUGUUGUUCUUGGUAUAUAGAUAGAUGGUAAGAGUAAACAUUUCUUGAAAAUAACAACUAAAAUACUCAUCUAUGUGAAUUUGAUUUGUAAAUAUAACCUGGACAGGAAUAAGACUUGUUUUAAGGGGUAACCUGUAGUUAUAAUUGCAUGGACAAAAUGACGUCCAAUCUACUCUGGAACAACUCAUUACACACAUGCAUUGAGACUGGGGUUCAAAAGACUUUGCCUAAUUAAUAAGUUUUUAAAAUUUAAAUGUAUAAAUACAUGUCAUUUCCUUUAUUUUAUUACAAAAUGUUUACUCCUGAUGAAGGUCUUUGACCAAAACGUUGAGUGAAUAGAUAUUGAAAAACAAUGAAGUUGUUUCUCUGUUUUAUAUAAUUAUUUAAAUACAUGUCCAAAUUCUCUUGUGUUUUGUUAAUUUAAGGGAAAUAAAUUAUGGUCCAGAUGGUAUUGAUAAAAUAGAUUUUUUGGACAAAAGUAUCACAUCGGUUUGAUAUCAUGAAUAUCAAUAUUUAUGUCUAUAGAAAAACGAACAUUUUACUUAUCUUGCUUUAUUUUACAUAUUGUGUGUAUUGCAUUGAUUAAUUUAGAAUUAAAGUUUAUUCUAUAUGAUAUAUUCUAGUGCAACAUAAGUUUUUUUUGUAGAAAUUCUGUUUAUACUAGAAUUAUAUUUAUGUAAUAUUCCAAAUUAUAUUUUGUUCAUAAGCUUUGAUAUUUGUCGAACAUACGGAGAGUGGAUUGUGAACGGAUUUCAAACAGUUGGUUUUGUACUUUGGUAUUAUUGCAGAUUUACUUUAUUGUGUUAUUAAAAAACAUGUACAUGUUAAGAGAGCUGACAAAAUAUUGUUAAGCCCCAAGGACAGUAUUCAUUAAGCUUCAUUGGGAAAACUGAAGGGGAUACCAUACAUUCAUACAAUUCCUUGUGUCUGGAUAUUUCAUGUACUAUAUAAGUAUACCUGUAUUUUUUUCUGACAAUAAAAUGUAAAAAAUGAGCUUUUUUCACUUAAGUAAAACUUAAUUUAAGAUUUCCUUUAUGAGCUUUAAAAAUACUGGCCCUAGGGGAGUGUGAAUUAAAUCUCACACAGACAUUUGAGCUUUUUUAUGUCCCCCACUAUAGUAGUGGGGGACAUAUUGUUUUUGCCCCGUCUGUCUGUUGGUCUGUUUGCGCCAACUUUAACAUUUUGCUAUAACUUUUGCUAUAUUGAAGAUAGCAACUUCAUAUUUGGCAUGCAUGUGUAUCUCAUGAAGCUGCACAUUUUGAGUGGUAAAAGGUCAAGGUCAAGGCCAUCCUUCAAGGUCAGAGGUCAAAUAUAUGUGGCCAAAAUCGCUCAUUUUAUGAAUACUUUUGCAAUAUUGAAGACAGCAACUUGAUAUUUGGCAUGCAUGUGUAUCUCAUGGAGCUCCACAUUUUGAGUGGUGAAAGGUCAAGGUCAUCCUUCAAGGUCAGAGGUCAAAUAUAUGUGGCCCAAAUCGCUUAUUUUAUGAAUACUUUUGCAAUAUUGAAGAUAGCAACUUGAUAUUUGGCAUGCAUGUGUAUCUCAUGUAGCUGCACAUUUUGAGUGGUGAAAGGUCAAGGUCAGAGGUCAAAUAUAUGUGGCCCAAAUCGCUUAUUUUAUGAAUACUUUUGCAAUAUUGAAGAUAGCAACUUGAUAUUUGGCAUGCAUGUGUAUCUCAUGUAGCUGCACAUUUUGAGUGGUGAAAGGUCAAGGUCAUCCUUCACAAGGUCAAGGUCAUCCUUCAAGGUCAGACAUCAUAUAGGGGGACAUUGUGUUUCACAAACACAUCUUGUUUAUGGCUGAUUUUUGUCUUCCGGAUCAAGUAAUGUCCUUCUUUUGCUCAAGGUCAUGCCAGUUUAUAAUUAGUUUAAUAGUUUAUUAACUGUUGUGUGACAUAUUUUAUGCCCCUGGAUCGAAUGAUUAAAGUAUAUUGUUUUUGGCCUGUCAUUCUGAGGAAAACUUUAACCAAGCUUUAACCUUGGUUAAAGUUUUGCAAUAAUGAAUAGAUUUUGCAAUAAUGAAGAUAGCAACUUGAUAUUUGGAUGCAUGUGUAUCUCAUGGAGCUUCACAUUUUGAGUGGUGAAAUGUCAAGGUUAUCCUUCAAGGUCAAAGAUAUGGCCUCAAAGCGGCGUCAAAACUUUAACCUUGGUCAUAACUUUUGCAAUAUUGAAGAUAGCAACUUUAUAUUUGGCGUGAAUGUGUAUCUCAUAGAGCUGCACAUUUUGAGUGGUGAAAGAUCAAGGUCAUCCUUUAAGGUCAAAUUUAUGGCUUCAAAGCAGCUCAAUAGGGGGCAUUGUGUUUCUGACAAACACAUGUCUUGUUACUAAGAAGUAUGAAGUAUUAUUGUCUGUCUAAAGAAAUAAAAAUUCUUAACAAACAUAUUUAUAUUGUUGAAUUUUGCUUAUAUUUCAUGGAUGUUGGUGAAAUGUCAUAGAAAUAUCUCUAACAUUGUUAAAAAUUACAUACAAUUAACAAUUAAGAUAAAACAUUGUAUGUAAGAACAAAUUCCUACAAUAAGAUUAUUCCACUACAUAACUGUGGACAGCAGGGUAUGCUAUAUGUGGCAUUUUUAAUGCAGAGCAACAUUUUGUUAAUUUAAUCCAACUGUAGAUAAGUUCGGAAUAGUGUGCAAUAAAUGCUUAUGUAAGCAUGUGUAAAUUGUAGCAUUGUAAUUGUUAUAACAAAUAAAGCUAAAAUAUGAAA
Molecule: messenger RNA, 4285 nt
Organism: Dreissena polymorpha
Lineage: Eukaryota; Metazoa; Mollusca; Bivalvia; Myida; Dreissenidae
Product: protein LZIC-like
Exons: 7
Coding region: 395-967 (190 amino acids)
Molecular function (GO): beta-catenin binding
Source: RefSeq, a predicted model, not a curated record